Mobula hypostoma (lesser devil ray) is the source of this 3592-nucleotide messenger RNA. It is a transcript of the gene cfap251, whose product is annotated as cilia and flagella associated protein 251. Bases 1 to 3480 code for a protein of 1159 amino acids. Gene Ontology annotation, molecular function: protein binding. Lineage: Eukaryota; Metazoa; Chordata; Chondrichthyes; Myliobatiformes; Myliobatidae. The transcript is spliced from 21 exons. The record is from RefSeq and is a predicted model, not a curated record. Gene Ontology annotation, cellular component: sperm flagellum.
AUGGAUGAAAGUGAGCAAGAUCCAGCCAUAAGUGCAUCAGAAGAAGAAGUAAACAUAAUGUCUGAAGGUACUCAAGAACUAAUGAAGAAUGUUGAAGGACAGUGGGACCAGGAAGAACUGAUGAAGCCAGAGAGUUUAACUCAACUUUCCUCUGAAACUGCCAAUGCUCCUGAGAGCGAAAGCAAUCCAACUCCUAAAGGGACAGGGCAGCUCAGUAGUGACGACGUGAAUGGAAAUGAAAGCACUGUAAAAGUAAAUGACCGUACUGAUCAGCAGAAUGAAAUGGUCUCUGAAGAUGUAGCUGACGAACAACGCUCAUCUUCUCCAAAACCAGACACUGAAACAUAUUCAGUUGAAUAUAAGGAAAAUGCACAAGGCAUUGAACUUGAAGACCACAUGAAGAAUGAUGAUCAAUCUGAUAAGGUUAACCCAGAAAAUGAAGGGCCAGUUCCAACCCCAGUAGCUGAUCAACCUCAAUCUUUUCCUGAAAAUCUUCCAGAGACAGAGGGAGGUACAAUUCCCGUGAACACAGAGCAGUUAACAAAGGAUGAUUUAGGAUUGCCUAGUCUUACAACAGAGGGACAAAGGCGGAUUGUUCCAGCUUCUGAUCUAUUUUGCCAAGAUGAAGUAAUACACGAGGAUAUAUGCUGCCAUGCAGUGUCAGUUGGAGCAGAUGAUACUAUGGCAGUAUGUCCGCCAGAGCCCUCUUUGGUUGAUACUGCAGUUUGUGACACUGUGUUCGAAGAACACUCCUAUAUUAAACAAAACUCUUUGAACUUAAUAUGGUCAUUUGGAAUUAAUUCCAAUACUCCAGUACAUGCUCUGCAUAUUGACAACAGGAGGAUGAUACUUUAUGCUUCUUCGCAUACUGCAGUUAUGAAUAACUUUUCAAUUACCCAGCAACAUCUCUUGCAGGGUCAUUCUAAGCCCAUUACAUGUAUAGCUGUGUGUGGCAACAGGAGAUGGGUAGCAACAGCAGACCAAAGCCCAGAGAGUUUAGUCAUUGUAUGGGACACUUUCUCAGGUAUACCAGUACAAACACUCUUUGCCUGUCACCCGGAGGGUGGAAUUAAAGCCUUAGCUAUGUCUCACGAUGCCAAGUACCUUGCAACAGUUGGGACAGGCCUGGUUCAGCGAGUAUCUAUGUGGGACUGGAGUUCAGAAAGUAAAGAGCCACUUUGUUCUGUGGACCUGAGUCCUGCCUUUGGCCCUCAGACAUUUAUAAUAUUUAAUCCUGAAGAUAAUACUGAGUUGCUCAGCAAUAAUAAAACUGAAGUCGUAUUCUAUCGUUGGGAAAAGGACCAGUUGGAGUUUGCAUCCCCAGUUCUUACAGAUGAAACAUUUGACAAGGUUGUGGGACUCUACAGUCAGUCAGUUUUCCAUCUUGUCCCUUCACAAGUACUCACUGCUACUUCAGCAGGGAAUUUAGUUAUCUGGGCCACUGUGGGUGCAACUCAAUUUGAUACUGUGAAAUCAUAUAAAAAGAGACCUUUUAAACUGAUGAACCUACAAAACGAUAGUAUUACAGUGGUCACUGUAACUGACAGGUACAUAGUGACCUGUGAUGUCAAAGGUUGCAUCAGAUUUUAUGAUGAACAGCUUUGCUUACUUAAUUGGUACAGCAACUUUAACCUGGGGCCCAUCCAUUCAAUUUCCUUCUCCAGUCAACCAGCUCCCAAAGUCAGUGAGAAAACAUCUUACCCAUCAGAGUCUACCAUCAAUGCUCAACAAUUUGUUGUCAGAAACUUUGUCAUAGCUACAAUUGAUGGUACAGUGGCUCAUGUAACCGGAGAUGGGUGCAAACUCGAAAUGUUAUUGCAGGAGCAAUGUGCAGCAGUACAAGCCAUAGCAUGUCAUCCCUCACAGCCUCUCAUCUGUAUAGGAAGCUAUUGUGGACUCCUGAAGGUCUGGGACUAUGAGAAGAAGAAACCCAUUUGCAGCAGGCUGUUUGGAACUGGAAACUAUAUUCAGUGUGCGACUUACAAUAAAACGGGUUCACUACUGGGAGUUGGACUUACUGAUGGAUGCCUUUACAUCCUCGAUGCAAUUACUCUGAUUGAUGAGCGUUCAGAACCUUUCCACUAUGCCAAAGAUGCUAUUACUGACAUUGCCUUCUCGCACGACUCAAGUUACCUAGCAACGAUUGAUAGUAAAACCACAGUGACAGUGUUUCAUUUUGUCAAGAAUUCAUGGAUGUAUCUAGGAAGGCAAAAUGCACACUUUAAACCAAUCAAAUCUCUCAUGUUUGGGAUGUAUUUGGAUAGUAACCAACCCAGACUACUAUCUAUUGGAGAGGACAGAGUACUGGUAGAGUAUGAUCUGGCUAAUAGUACUGAGGGUGAUCUGCGGAUCUUGUGCAGUGACAGAAUGGAACAGAGUGCCGUACCUACAUGCAUGGCCUGGUAUCCACCCAUUGAUAAAGAGAGCUUCAUUAUCACAGCCAACAACCAGUAUAAGCUAAAACUCUACAAUUCCACCACCAAAAUGUGCAGGAAGACAGUAUUGAGUCCAAUCUAUGGAUCUCCUUUGAGGAAGAUGGAAAUCCUCCCUUUCUCAAGCAGCAGUGAAUCCAACGUUGGUUACUUAGCCUACAUCACAGAUGACAAGGUGGGUUUACAAACCCUACCACUGGACGGAAACCCCCACAAAUCCUGUGCUCUCAUCUGUCACGGAAAUACGGUGUCCAAUGUUGCUUGCUCCUAUGAUGGUUGUUAUAUUUUCACAGCAGGAGGAGAUGAUUGUACUGUGCAUAUGUGGAAAGUUGACCUGGCGGCUCAUGAAGCAGUGACUGCACUUGGAGGUGAGGACUUGAUGCCAUUUUAUAGUUUAUUGGAAGGUGGAAGAGAUGGAGAAUUGUUUAGGGAAAUGGAGAACUAUUUUUAUUACUCACAAUUGCGUUAUCAGCAUCUCUCCACAAUGGAGACCAGGGUGGUCUCAACUCAUAUUCCACUGCAGGAAGUUCCAUUUGUGAUGAGGGCACUGGGAUUCUAUCCAACAGAGAAAGAGGUAGAGGACAUGCUGAAUGAGGUGAAGUUCAGUAAGUACGUGGAUACAGGAAAAUAUGUUACAGAUAUCGAUUUAGAUGAAUUUAUUAAACUAUAUCUAAACCAUCGACCAGCUUUUGGUAUAUCAGCUUCUGAGCUGCAGCAUACGUUGGAUGUUCUUGGUUAUGAAAAUGAGAAUGGAGAAAAAUCAAUUGCCUUAGGAGAAUUACUACAGCUUUUGCAAACUAGAGGUGAAUGCAUGUCUGAGGAUGAAGUUGCAGAAACUCUCUCCAUACUAUUGGGUUUGAAUCCAGAGGGAGGAAGUUCCGAAUUCGAAGAUUUUGAUGCCAAAGAUACAUCAAAAUUGCUUGAACAGCAACUUCCCCAAGAGAUCACAAGUGAGCUUUUUAUACAUGAUAUGCUGGGGUUUCCCCGCAAUUCACCUACAUCCCCUUGUGAUGAGAUGAUAACCACACCAGAGCCUCCAUUAACAUAAAUACAGAAUGAAAUGUGGAAAGAAAAAUAGAGUUAACAUUUUCCUCUAUCAGAAGCAUUCCCAAUAUUUUCUGUUUUUACUUCAGAUUUUUAAGAUCUGCUGUUUUCUAAUG